Trematosphaeria pertusa is the source of this 1050-nucleotide messenger RNA. RefSeq lists its product as uncharacterized. The coding region runs from base 1 to 1050 and encodes 349 amino acids. NCBI's taxonomy places the organism in Eukaryota, Fungi, Ascomycota, Dothideomycetes, Pleosporales, Trematosphaeriaceae. The record is from RefSeq and is a predicted model, not a curated record. The transcript has 2 exons.
AUGUCCUUUGGAAUCUCUAUCGGCGAUUUCAUCGCCGUCGGGAAAGUCAUCGCUGAUAUAUCGAGCAAUCUCCGAUCCUCUGGAGGAUCCAAGUCCGAAUACCAGGAGCUAGAGCGCGAGCUCGAGACCCUUCAACAAAUUCUUCAGCAGAUAGACCAGCUUCAGUCUACCCAUCCGAACCCGACGCUCGAUUCAGUUAAAUAUGCCGCACUCAGUUGUCGACAUACCUUGGAGCAGUUCCUCGACAAGGUGCAAAAGUAUGAUCACUCCCUAGGGGUAUGGUCGCAGCCAUCCAAAAUCCGCGGAGCGGUCGAUAAACUUCGCUGGGGCAUUGAGGAGAAGGAUGAGGUUCGCAAAUUGCAGGCGUAUCUAAACACGCACAACGCGAUGAUCAACACGCUUCUUCUGAAGCUUGGGCUUGAAAAUAUGAACGCUGGAUUUUCCAGUCUCAAGAUCAGCGGUGAUCGAAUCCAAGAGAUCACGGAGGAUACCCACCAAUCUGUUGUGUGCAUCGAACAAUCGGUCAAGAAGCAGGAAGGUCUGUUAGACAACUUUGGUCUUUCUCUGCCGAAGCUCAUCCGUGCGCUUGCCCAAGAUUUUGGGUCGUCGUGGGAAAAGCUUGCGCAGAUGCUCAGCCGACUAUGUGAAUCCACAGAGCAGAUAUACACAAUCCUUGUCCAAAUUAAGACGUGUACACCAGCCGUGAACACCCGAUGGACAUUCUUCCAGGACCCUGUCGUCGUCGAAGACGCUUUUGGUGUGAAGUUCCCAGUGCCGUCAGAAUAUGACGGUACAUUGCUCCAUGCGAUUAUCAGGCAUAGGUUUUCGAGAGGCUGCGAAAUACAAAACGUGACGGACGGAGGUUACUCAGUUUUCUACACCGAUGAUCCUUCCCGCUCUCUAUCUGCAAUCGACCAUCUAUUCCCUGGGUGUCGCAUUACUGUUGCAGCGUUUGUUGGAUACAAUGUCGCCUUGGGAACACCGGACUGCCCAAUAUGCGGCAGUUCGAAUCGGGCAGCCCUCCCAGCAGACGGCCCUCACGAAUGGUAA